GAUAGAUGUGCAGAAGAUGAAUGUGCAAGUAGAGAUACUGGGGUGCAAAGGAGUGUGCAGGGGUACAGGUUAGUUGAAGUCAUUGAGGUAAUAUGUCCAUAUGUCCAGGGGUUUAAGUAAGACUCUGACAGAACGUAUUGCAGCACACCCUUCGAGAGAUUACGCUUUGAGCCUCUGAAAACAAUAUUAUACCUCUGAAUAAAAUGGAAUCAUUCAAUACUAUUGAUGUCGAAACAGUCAAUGCACUUCAUCCUUAAUUCGUUAAUAUAUCCCUAGACGAUUGACAAUCAGGUUUCGACCUAGAAAUGGUUCCCGAACAGAGAAACGGCAGAUGGAUCUAUACCAGACAUACUCGGUUACAUGAGUAAAUGGACAUUUGUCACUGGGAAAUUAUAAAUAGCUAUAACAAUAUUGUGUGUGUGUUCUUUAUAUCUUUCAUCUAAUUUAUUUGGUUUAAAUUUUAAUUUCAGUGGAUGAACUGAAUGGAAACGUGAACAUUCUACUGAAAUGUAAAUUGGAAUUGACCUCAGCCCUGUAAUAACAGUCCCCUGAAUAGUAACACUAUCAUGUUAUUGGUCAGUUUGUAUUUGUUAUUUUUACAUUCAACAAGAACACGGUUACAUGUAAAGUAAUACAUGGAAUGAAUGACAUCACUAUCCUAAAGGCCACCGCAGAAGCCACGCUUGUUUUUAUUCGGUUGUUGCCUUUGUUUAGCCGCGUGCUUCGGCUCCUCCGCUCUUACCGUGGACACGCCUCCCACCGACGAGCCUUAUAAAUACCAGACAAACCGCACAUUCACACCAGUUGAAUUACCAAACGGAUUAUAGCGCUGUUGCACAUUACGGCAUUCAAGAUACCUCAUUUUUACUUGAUCGGAUAAUGCAAUUGGAAUACAGUAUAUUUAUUUACAGUCUUAGAGUUUAAAGUUAUUAUUCUGUUUAAUAGAAGACGUUGCUUUUGUGGUCGGAUCACUUUUAAAUCCCAAUAAUGCCUUUUCCGCCGAUAAAUCUCCAUCAACGAAUCUCUUCUCCCGGGAGAGAGCUGUUCAGGAAAAAGAAACAGACGGAGGAAAAGAUCUCGGAGAAGGAAAAGAUCUCGAAGUCUUGGACUGCGGCCAAUCUGAGGAAUUUGGGGCGAAAACCCCAACAACAGAAAACUAAACUCCCGAUUCAGGAGACAGAAGGUUUAAAGAGCUCCUGGCUAACUUUACCCAAACAAUCUCAAGACUCGUGCGAGAGCGUUCCGCUGUACAAUUCUGUGGAAUCCACCACGCACCGGGACAGGGGCAAGCAGUCCUCUCGGAGUUCCAUAGGAAAGGACGAGACAGGAGAAGAAAGGAAGAUUCAAUUCUCUCUGAGCCUCACACCGGAGGCCAUUCUCGUUAUUCAGAAGCGCAGCUUAGAAAAACAAAUGCUAGCCAAACAGCAGAAGGGUUGUGUGUCCGUAGACUUUCGGCACAGGCGAGUCUUUCCAUCCAAACGGACUCAAGGUGGUUCCAAAAGCUCGACCAUUCCCGUCGCCAAUCUGGAACACGCAGAGGACAUUACAACCAUAGUCAAAAUAUCUUUACUAAAUGAUCAGUAUAAAUACGAUGACGUGGAAUAUGAAGAAGAAGACGGCGAUGUGGAUGAGACGGUGGUGAGGAAAUGCAAAGAAUGGCUGAAAGGAGUGGAAAGCGCCGCUGCUUUUGGGAAAGUGGACAAACUAUCUACCCUUCCGCACCUAAAAAGCUGCUGACGAAUGCUUCUCAUAUUAUAAGACUUUAAUAUGAUGUGAUAAGGCAAGCUACGAACAUUGCACACUGUAGCCUACACAAAAUAUAUGGAUUCUUAGUAGCCUAUCCGCUGACACUGCUCACCAUUACGCACGGCGAACACUGUUUCCACACACAUGGGAAUGUUGUUUUUUACGAGUCUAAUAAUUGUAAUGAUGUAUGAAUUGAAUAGCCUUUCAUGUUGACACUGUCGAAAUCCUGUGUUCUCUUCUUUUGCACGUGCUUUUGUUUUUAAUUGAGGCGCCUUUAUUCGUUGGUUGGCAUGAGCCGCCUGCGAUCCAAGGAGCCUCUUCCUUUGUGUCCAAGAACAAUAGCUGUCAACGGCAACGACAGGGUUACUUUGCGCGUUUGUUGUUGUUGUUGUUGUUGGGUGCACCUCUCAGAAGAUGCACCUGUUUUUUUGCACUGUGUGGAAAAUGAAAGAAGAAAUGUUGUGGAUGUGGAUCAGAUUUGUAGGCCUACCGUAUUUAUUAUGAGGGAGAGGGGGGGAUGUUUGUAUCAACUCAAAUGUUUCCUUCUACCCUGACAUUUUUAUGCCAUUUGUAUGAAUUAAAAAAUGUUUUCAAUCUA
Molecule: messenger RNA, 2344 nt
Organism: Salmo salar (Atlantic salmon)
Lineage: Eukaryota; Metazoa; Chordata; Actinopteri; Salmoniformes; Salmonidae
Gene: prr18
Product: proline rich 18
Source: RefSeq, a predicted model, not a curated record